Molecule: messenger RNA, 1059 nt
Organism: Kockovaella imperatae
Lineage: Eukaryota; Fungi; Basidiomycota; Tremellomycetes; Tremellales; Cuniculitremaceae
Product: guanine nucleotide binding protein, alpha subunit
Exons: 11
Coding region: 1-1059 (352 amino acids)
Biological process (GO): G protein-coupled receptor signaling pathway
Cellular component (GO): heterotrimeric G-protein complex
Molecular function (GO): G-protein beta/gamma-subunit complex binding; GTPase activity; GTP binding
Source: RefSeq, a predicted model, not a curated record
AUGGGCUGCACGCAGUCAACGGAAGAUGUCGCGGCCAAGCAGCGCAACGAUGAGAUCGAGGAGCAACUCCGUAGAGAUCGAGCAAAUCUCCGUAAUGAGAUCAAGAUGCUGCUGCUGGGAGCUGGAGAGUCAGGAAAGUCGACCGUGCUCAAGCAGAUGAGAUUGAUUUACAACAAGCCGUACGAUGACGACGAGCGUGAUAGCUAUCGGGAGAUCGUCUACUCCAACACGGUCCAGUCAAUGAGAGUAUUGCUCGAAGGGGUUCAGCUCAUGGAAGUCUCCAUCAACCCUCAAAAUCAAUCUCGCUGGGACAUCAUCAUGGCUGCUCCUCCUCAAGUCGAGGGAGAAGCCUUUCCGCCAAGAUUGGCAGAAGCAGUGGCUGUCCUGUGGCAGGAUCAAGGUGUAAGGGAGGCCUUUGACAGGAGGAACGAGCUUCAACUGAACGACUCAGCGCCUUACUACUUUGACGCUAUCAAUCGGAUUGCUGCGCCAGAUUACACACCUACCGACCAGGAUAUUUUGCGAGCACGAGUCAAGACAACGGGUAUCACGGAGACACACUUCAAGAUCGGAGAGCUGACCUACAAGCUUUUUGACGUCGGCGGUCAAAGAUCCGAGCGAAGAAAGUGGCUCAAUAUCUUUGAUAGCGUCAGCGCUCUCGUCUUUCUCAUCGCCAUCUCAGAGUACGAUCAGAAGUUGUACGAAGAUGAGACGGUCAACCGAAUGGAAGAAGCCAUGACUCUGUUCGAAUCCGUCGCAAAUUCGAGGUGGUUCACCAAGACAUCAAUCAUCUUGUUCCUGAACAAGAUUGAUCUGUUCCGGGCAAAGUUAUCGCAUUCACCUUUGGCCAACACCUUCCCAGAGUAUCGUGGGGGUGCCAACUACGAUGCUGCUUGUGCCUUCUUGUUGGACAAGUUUGUUGGCCUGAACAAGAAUCCUGCAAAGUCGAUAUAUGCGCACUACACUGACGCGACGGACACUCGUGCACUCGCAUUCGUCAUUUCAGCCAUCAACGAUGUCAUCAUUCAGGUCAACCUCCGGGACGCAGGUCUCUUGUAG